AAAAUAGAUUCACAGAUAUAACGGUUACACAAGACAUCGCGGAAAUAGGACUCAAUAUUUUCGGAUUGCCAAAUCUAUAUCACUUAGUCUUGAAUAACAACGACAUUGUACACAUUCCCAGACAAGUUAAAGAUUUCCCCAAUUUGAGAAGCAUAAAUAUUGAUUCCAACAAUAUUACACAUCUAUCAGAGCUUCCACCAGGUCUACAGUAUUUGUACCUCAGAAAGAACAAAUUUUCACAUUUACCUGACAGUAUUAUGAGUUUAUCAAAUCUCGGUUAUCUGUAUGUUGAUAACAAUGAACUACACCAUUUACCAAGUUUUCAACAUCUAACACAGUUAGAAAUAUUAGGACUUUCAGGCAACCCCUGGUCAUGUGAUUGUCAAAUGGAAGAAUUCAUGAAAUGGAUAUACACUAACACAGACAUAAAUGUACAACUUAUCUGUCAAUAUCCGAUAAAUUAUACAGGAAUGAGCAUCACAGAUUUAACGUUGCCUGAUCUUCAGUGUUUUGAGCCAUACGUUAUUAACACAUUCAAAUCGGUGUAUGUUGGAUUAAAUGAUUCCGUGACACUGACAGUUAAUGUCAAUGGUGCCCCUCCUCCACAUAUCCAGUGGUUCACUCCUAAAGGCAUUCAUGUUGAUACUGAGAGUAACUCUCGAUAUCGUCUUGAACCAGAUGGCAGUCUGUUUAUCUCCUCUACGCAGGAUGAGCAAGCUGGAAUGUUUGUGUGUAUUGCAGACAAUUGGAAGGGUGUUGCCACAGCAGUACGAUUUCUUGAAAUACAUACUCCGCCACGGACAAUGACACCCUCUGCUCAAACGUUCUCCAUUUAUCCGUAUACUGAAAUGACCAGAACACCCAUGGAAUACAAUCAAACGAUUUCCACCAAGAUAUACUUGCCAGAGAUCACGAACACUAUUAGAUCAAACAAUGUACUCAGCACGGGUUACAUUGUAUCAUUUAUUAUUGGCUUGGUGGUUGGAAUUUUAACUAUUGUUUUGAUACUUUGUAUACUGCGCCAAUUUUGUUGCAAACGUAGCAAACCACUGAAAACCCCGGAAGAAAACAUCGACCUUUCUACAGUAGCUAGAACGGAAGAUGAAUCGCAUCCCCAAUACACUGAUCUGAACAAUGAAGAGUGCAACACCUGCCAACAAUUAACUACAACAAAUAAUAUGACAGGACAAUAUGCUAAUGCUAACAUGUUGGUGACACACGUGAUCAACAAAAAUGAUGGUGAACAUAUGGAGAACAUUUAUGAUUCACUUGAUGCAUGA
Saccoglossus kowalevskii is the source of this 1280-nucleotide messenger RNA. Its product is annotated as leucine-rich repeat, immunoglobulin-like domain and transmembrane domain-containing protein 2-like. The record is from RefSeq and is a predicted model, not a curated record. NCBI's taxonomy places the organism in Eukaryota, Metazoa, Hemichordata, Enteropneusta, Harrimaniidae.